Messenger RNA from Scophthalmus maximus (turbot), 10628 nucleotides. It is a transcript of the gene usp9, whose product is annotated as ubiquitin specific peptidase 9. Gene Ontology annotation, biological process: protein deubiquitination; cell migration. The coding region runs from base 708 to 8627 and encodes 2639 amino acids. Gene Ontology annotation, molecular function: cysteine-type endopeptidase activity; cysteine-type deubiquitinase activity. Lineage: Eukaryota; Metazoa; Chordata; Actinopteri; Pleuronectiformes; Scophthalmidae. The record is from RefSeq and is a predicted model, not a curated record. Gene Ontology annotation, cellular component: cytosol; nucleus. The transcript has 48 exons.
CGCUGGAACCGGAGUCACUUAUCGGAAUUCAGGGGGGGUGUUUAAGCCUCUCCAUUCAGCCGCUGUUGUGUUUUCCGAACUGCACUCUGUUGCGGCGCAAACCAGCUCACUGAGAACGCAGACUGCUGCCUGGAGUUCACACAAUCGCCUGGCCCCCGUUGUUUCUUCUUCUUUUCUACUGAGCAGCAUAUUUUUUUUUUUUUUUUUUGUGUCCGACUGCGCUUCCGCCAUGUUGAACUGAUUCAAGUAGCGAGCGACUGCCUGGGACCGAAGUGACAAGCCCUGGAAAUCGGACUAGACGGAGUUACGGGGGCUGUUGCCGCGCCGGUGACGCAGGAAAAACACCCAGAAGCAGAGGGGGGGGGGGGGAAGAAAAAAAAAAAACACCUCGUAGGAAUUAGACCGUUCUGGUAACAGGUUUGUGGCCCCCCCUGCGAAACUGUCACCGACACAGGCCACGUUUAUGUAAUAUACGACGACACCACCGCUCCAGGCUGGACGUAGCCCGUGCAUAGAGGGGGAAGUCAUAUCAAAUUCCUGGUUAUGCAAUGGUCUCAGCGGCACAUCCAGACCUCCAGGUGCUUGUGUCCCUCUCUCGUGUGUUCGGGCUCUCUUCCCUCUGCUCCACAGCUGAGGUGGCUGUGAUUUCCCUCCUGGCCAGCGCUCCCUAAGAGGCCAAGAUUGCCAAGAUCUGCCCGGUGGCGAGCAUGACGGCCACCACACGUGGCUCUCCGGUGGGGGGCAAUGACAGUCAGGGCCAGGGCCAGGGCCAGGCACCUGAUGCUCAGAGCCAACCCCCACUGCCACAGAACCAGACAUCUUCUCCUAACUCAUCUAAUGAGAACUCUCCAGUGAGCCCACCAGAUGAGCAGGGUCAGGGGGAAGGGCCCCAUCAGCUGGAAGAGGAGGAGCCCGCCUUCCCUCACACUGACCUAGCCAAGCUGGAUGACAUGAUCAACAGGCCUCGUUGGGUUGUUCCAGUUUUGCCAAAAGGGGAAUUAGAAGUCCUCUUGGAAGCUGCAAUUGACCUGAGUAAAAAAGGACUGGAUGUGAAAUGUGAGGCAUGUCAGAGGUUUUUCCGGGACGGUCUGACCAUCUCCUUCACGAAGAUCCUGACAGACGAGGCAGUCAGCGGCUGGAAAUUUGAGAUUCAUAGGUGUAUCAUCAAUAACACGCACCGGUUGGUGGAGUUGUGCGUGGCCAAGCUCUCUCAGGACUGGUUCCCUCUACUGGAGCUUCUGGCCAUGGCCACCAACCCCCACUGCAAGUUCCACAUCUACAAUGGGACGCGGCCCUCCGAGACCGUCCCCGCUGGAGCACAGCUGGCUGACGACGAGCUCUUCGCCCGACCACCAGACCCACGGUCUCCUAAGGGCUGGUUGGUGGACUUAAUAAACAAAUUUGGCACGUUAAACGGGUUUCAAAUGUUGCACGAUCGCUUCAUGAGCGGCCAAGCACUGAACGUCCAGAUCAUCGCUGCACUUAUCAAGCCUUUUGGCCAGUGUUACGAGUUCCUCACAUUGCACACGGUAAAGAAGUACUUCCUUCCUGUCAUCGAGAUGGUUCCUCAGUUUCUAGAGAAUCUCACAGAUGAGGAGCUCAAGAAAGAGGCCAAGAAUGAAGCCAAAAAUGACGCACUGUCCAUGAUAAUCAAGUCUCUGAAGAAUCUGGCUUCUCGUGUUCCGGGGCAGGAGGAGACCGUGAAGAAUUUAGAGAUUUUUAGGUUAAAAAUGAUUCUUAGGUUAUUGCAAAUUUCUUCUUUUAAUGGCAAAAUGAAUGCACUAAAUGAAGUGAAUAAGGUGAUCUCCAGUGUGUCCUACUACACUCAUCGGCAUAACCCCGAAGAGGAGGAGUGGCUGACUGCGGAGCGCAUGGCGGAGUGGAUCCAGCAGAACCACAUUCUCUCCAUCGUGCUCAGGGACAGUUUGCACCAGCCGCAGUACGUCGAGAAACUGGAGAAGAUCCUUCGCUUCGUUAUCAAAGAGAAAGCUCUUACAAUGCAGGAUCUGGAUAACAUCUGGGCUGCACAGGCUGGUAAGCAUGAGGCUAUUGUGAAGAAUGUCCAUGACCUCCUGGCCAAGCUGGCAUGGGACUUCUCGCCCGAGCAGCUCGAUCACCUCUUCGACUGUUUCAAGGCAAGCUGGACAAACGCCAGCAAGAAGCAGCGUGAAAAACUGCUGGAACUUAUCCGGCGCUUGGCGGAGGACGAUAAGGAUGGCGUGAUGGCCCACAAAGUCCUCAACCUGCUGUGGAACCUGGCACACAGCGACGAUGUGCCUGUAGACAUCAUGGACCAGGCUCUUAGUGCUCACAUCAAGAUAUUGGAUUACAGUUGCUCACAGGACAGAGACACGCAGAAAAUCCAGUGGAUAGAUCGCUUCAUAGAGGAACUACGAACUAAUGAUAAAUGGGUGAUUCCUGCCCUGAAGCAAAUCAGAGAAAUCUGUAGCCUCUUUGGAGAAGCGCCGCAAAACCUCAGAAAGAAAAUGCCAAUUAACAUACAAACGAACUUAGCCGGUCAAACUCAGAGAAGUCCUCAUGUGUUCUACCGACACGACCUGAUCAACCAGCUGCAGCACAACCACGCUCUGGUGACCUUGGUGGCCGAGAACCUCUCCGCCUACAUGGAAACCAUGAGGCAGUUCUCCAAAGAAGAACAAGCGGAGUUUGACCCUCAGACGGUCCGGCCAGGAAGCCGCUACAGCCAUGUCCAGGAAGUACAGGAACGCCUCAACUUCCUGAGGUUCCUGCUCAAGGAUGGCCAGUUGUGGCUCUGUGCCCCUCAGGCCAAGCAGAUCUGGAAGUGUCUGGCUGAGAACGCAGUGUUCCUCUGUGACCGCGAGGCCUGCUUCAAAUGCGUUACCUUCCUGCUACCCAAUAGGUACUCAAAGCUGAUGGGCGACGAGCCAGACCUGGACCCGGACAUCAACAAGGACUUCUUCGAGAACAACGUUCUGCAGUUGGACCCGUCUCUGCUGACGGAAAACGGCAUGAAGUGCUUUGAGAGGUUCUUCAAGGCCGUCAACUGCCGCGAGGGGAAACUGGUAGCAAAACGCAGGGCCUACAUGAUGGAUGACCUGGAACUAAUAGGCUUGGACUACCUCUGGAGGGUGGUUAUUCAAGGAAGUGAUGACAUCGCCAGCCGAGCAAUAGAUCUGCUGAAAGAGAUCUACACCAACCUCGGACCAAAACUACAAGUCAAUCAGGUUGAAAUUCACGAGGAUUUCAUCCAGUCGUGUUUUGACCGCCUGAAGGCCUCCUACGACACCCUGUGUGUGUUGGAUGGCGACAAAGACAGCAUCAACUGCGCUCGUCAGGAGGCCAUCCGCAUGGUGCGAGUCCUCACUGUGCUCAAGGAGUACAUCAACGAGUGCGACAGCGACUACCACGAGGAAAGGACCAUACUGCCCAUGUCCAGAGCCUUCCGUGGGAAGCACAUCACGUUGAUCGUACGUUUCCCCAACCAGGGCCGUCAGGUGGAUGACCUGGACAUCUGGUCACACACCAACGACACAAUCGGCUCAGUUCGCCGUGGCAUCCUCACCAGGAUCAAAGCGAAUGCUGCACAUACCAAGAUAGAGCUCUUCAUUGGUGGAGAGGUUGUCGAUCCCGCUGAUGACAGGAAGCUAAUCGGACAGCUCAAUUUGAAGGACAAGACGCUGAUCACGGCCAAGUUGACCCAGGUGAGCGCCAACAUGCCUUCAAGCCCAGACAGCUCCUCUGACUCAUCCACUGGCUCCCCUGGUAACCAUGGCAACCACUACAGCGACGGGCCCAACCCCGAGGUGGAGAGCUGUCUUCCUGGUGUGAUUAUGUCGCUGCAUCUGCGCUACAUCUCCUUCCUGUGGCAGGUGGCCGACCUGGGCUGCAACCUCAACAUGCCUCUGCUUAGAGAUGGAGCCAGAGUUCUCAUGAAACUCAUGCCCCCAGACAACACUACAGUGGAGAAUCUGAGAGCGGUGUGUCUGGACCACGCUAAACUCGGUGAGAACAGCCUCAGUCCGUCACUGGACUCGCGCUUCUUCGGCCCCUCGCCCUCACAAGUGCUCUACCUCAUCGAGGUUGUGUAUGCGUUGCUGAUGCCAGCCAGUGCCACUCUGGGCGAAGAUGCCAGCGACUUCCAAUACAACUUCUUGAAGAGCGGCGGGCUGCCCCUGGUGCUGAGCAUGCUCACCAGGAACAACUUCCUCCCGACGGCAGAUAUGGAGACGCGGCGCGGGGCUUACCUCAAUGCCCUCAAGAUCGCCAAGCUCCUGCUGACCUCCGUUGGCUUUGGACAUGUGAAGGCUGUGGCUGAGGCCUGCCAACCCAAUGCGGAGGGAAAUAUUCCUGUCUCACCGAUCAACCAGGCCACCCACGACCAAGCCCUGGUCCUCCAGAGUGCCCUGCAGAACAUCCCCAACCCUGCCUCAGAAUGCAUGCUGCGCAACGUAGCCAUCCGCCUGGCGCAGCAGAUUUCUGAUGAGAAUUUCUUCCAGGCAUCAAAGUACAUCCCAGACAUCUGUGUGAUCCGAGCAGUACAGAAAAUAGUGUGGGCAUCAGGCUGUGGCACAGUGCAGCUCGUCUUCAGUUCCAAUGAAGAAAUUAGCAAGAUAUACGAGAAGACAAAUGCAGCUAAGGAGCCAGAUGGGGAAGAUGAGCAGGUGUGCUGCGAGGCCCUGGAAGUGAUGACGCUUUGUUUUGCCCUCAUGCCAACGGCCCUGGACACGCUCAGUAAGGAGAAGGCUUGGCAGACCUACAUCAUAGACCUGCUGCUACACUGCCACAGCAAAUCAGUUCGUCAGAUGGCCCAGGAGCAGUUUUUCCUGAUGGCAACUCGGUGCUGUAUGGGCCACCGACCCCUCCUCUUCUUCAUCACCCUCCUCUUCACUGUGCUAGGGAGUACAGCCAAGGAGCGAGCCAAACACGCUGGGGACUACUUCACUCUGCUCCGACAUCUGCUGAACUAUGCCUACAACAGUAACAUCAACCUGCCAAAUGCUGAGGUGCUGCUCAACAACGAGAUCGACUGGCUGAAGAGGAUACGGGAUGAGGUUAAGAGGACAGGGGAGACAGGUGUGGAGGAGACCAUCCUGGAGGGCCACCUCGGGGUCACCAAAGAACUUCUAGCUUUCCAGACACCAGAAAAGAAAUACUACAUUGGCUGUGAGAAGGGAGGAGCCAACCUCAUUAAGGAGCUGAUUGACGACUUCAUUUUCCCAGCGUCUAAUGUUUACCUGCAGUACAUGAAGAGUGGGGAUUUCCCCACAGAGCAGGCCAUCCCAGUGUGCAGCACCCCCGCUUCCAUCAACGCUGGCUUUGAGCUCCUGGUGGCUCUGGCUGUCGGCUGUGUCCGCAACCUCAAACAGAUAGUCGACACUCUGACUGACAUGUAUUACUUAGGUAGUGAAACGUUGACCGAGUGGGAGUAUUUGCCUCCGGUGGGGCCGCGGCCCAACAAAGGCUUUGUAGGUCUGAAGAACGCUGGGGCCACCUGUUACAUGAACUCUGUCAUCCAGCAGCUGUACAUGAUCCCUCCUAUCCGCAAUGGCAUCCUGGCCAUCGAGGGCACGGGCACCGACGUGGACGACGACAUGUCGGGGGAUGAGAAGCAGGAGAACGAGAGUAACGUGGAUCCUCGUGACGAGGUGUUCAGCUACCACCAUCAGUUUGACGAUAAGCCCUCCAGCAAGUCAGAGGACAGGAAAGAGUACAACAUCGGGGUCCUGCGCCACCUACAGGUCAUCUUUGGCCAUCUAGCUGCAUCCAGACUGCAGUACUAUGUCCCGAGGGGAUUCUGGAAGCAGUUCAGGUUAUGGGGUGAGCCAGUGAACUUGAGGGAGCAGCACGAUGCUCUGGAGUUCUUCAACUCUUUGGUGGAUAGUUUAGAUGAAGCUCUGAAAGCCCUGGGCCACCCCGCCAUGCUCAGCAAGGUGCUGGGAGGGUCCUUCGCUGACCAGAAGAUCUGUCAGGGAUGCCCCCACAGGUAUGAGUGCGAGGAGUCAUUCACAACGCUCAACGUAGACAUCAGAAACCACCAGAACCUGUUGGACUCCAUGGAGCAGUACGUUAAAGGAGAUCUGCUGGAGGGAGCCAAUGCCUACCACUGUGAGAAGUGUAAUAAGAAGGUGGACACGGUGAAGCGCCUGCUGAUUAAGAAGCUGCCACCAGUCCUGGCCAUCCAGCUGAAGCGCUUCGACUACGACUGGGAGAGGGAGUGUGCCAUCAAGUUCAACGACUACUUUGAGUUCCCCCGGGAGCUGGACAUGGAGCCGUACACGGUAGCAGGUGUGGCCAAGCUGGAGGGGGACGAUGUCAAUCCAGAGAACCAGGUGAUCCAGCAGAACGAGCCGUCUGAGCCCACACCUCCGGGCAGCUCCAAGUAUCGUCUGGUGGGAGUGCUGGUCCACUCAGGCCAGGCCAGCGGCGGACACUACUACUCCUACAUCAUCCAGAGGAAUGGGGGUGACGGCGAGAAGAACCGCUGGUACAAGUUUGACGACGGCGAUGUGACCGAGUGCAAGAUGGACGACGAGGAGGAAAUGAAGAACCAGUGCUUCGGCGGGGAGUACAUGGGCGAGGUGUUCGAUCACAUGAUGAAGAGGAUGUCGUAUCGCAGGCAGAAGCGCUGGUGGAACGCCUACAUCCUCUUCUACGAGCGCAUGGACUCACUGGACAAGGACAGCGAGCUUGUCAAAUACAUCUCAGAGUUGACCAUCUCCUCCAGCAAGCCGAAUCAGGUCAAGAUGCCUGGUGUCAUCGAGUGCAGCGUCCGCAAGCAGAACGUCCAAUUCAUGCACAACCGAAUGCAAUACAGCCUGGAAUAUUUCCAGUUCAUUAAGAAACUUCUGACCUGUAACAGUGUCUAUUUAAACCCUCCUCCAGGACAAGACCAUCUUCUGCCAGAGGCAGAGGAGAUUGCUAUGAUAAGUGCUCAGCUGGCUGCUAAGUUCCUCUUCAGCACAGGUUUCCACACCAAGAAAGUAGUACGGGGUCCUGCCAGUGACUGGUACGACGCCCUCUGCAUCCUGCUGAGACACAGUAAGAAUGUACGCUAUUGGUUUGCACACAACGUCCUGUUUGCAUACCCCAACCGGUUCUCCGAGUACCUGCUCGAGUGCCCGAGCGCCGAGGUCCGCGGAGCGUUCGCCAAGCUCAUCGUCUUCAUCGCCCACUUCUCGCUGCAAGACGGCCCCUGCCCCUCCCCCACCGCCUCGCCUGGACCCUCUACUCAGGGCUGUGAUAACCUCAGUUUAAGUGACCACCUGUUAAGAGCUGUACUCAACCUGCUGAGGAGAGAGGUUUCUGAACACGGCCGUCACCUGCAGCAGUACUUCAACCUCUUUGUCAUGUACGCCAAUCUAGGCUUGGCAGAAAAGACCCAGCUGCUCAAGCUAAACGUUCCUGCCACGUUCAUGUUGGUCGCCCUGGACGAGGGUCCCGGCCCUCCAAUCAAAUACCAGUACGCUGAGCUGGGGAAGCUCUACACUGUGGUUUCGCAGCUGGUCCGCUGCUGUGACGUGUCCACGCGCAUGCAGUCCUCCAUCAAUGGUAACCCUCCUCUUCCUAACCCAUAUGGGGACACCAACCUGACGGCCCCGGUGAUGCCCGUGCAGCAGCUGGUGGCAGAGAUUCUGUUUGUUCGGACCAGCUACGUGAAAAAGAUCAUCGAAGACUGCAGCAACUCUGAGGAGACGGUGAAGCUGCUUCGCUUCAGCUGCUGGGAGAACCCCCAGUUCUCCUCCACUGUGCUCAGUGAACUGCUCUGGCAGGUUGCAUACUCCUACACCUACGAGCUGAGGCCUUACCUGGACUUGCUGCUACAGAUCCUGCUCAUCGAGGACUCGUGGCAGACACACAGGAUCCACAAUGUGCUGAAGGGAAUUCCAGAUGAUCGAGACGGGCUCUUCGACACCAUCCAGCGCUCCAAGAACCACUACCAGAAGCGGGCCUACCAGUGCAUCAAGUGCAUGGUUGCCCUGUUCAGCAACUGCUCUGUGGCUUAUCAGAUCCUACAGAGUAACGGUGACCUGAAACGAAAGUGGACGUGGGCAGUCGAGUGGUUAGGGGACGAGCUGGAGAGGAGGCCCUACACGGGCAACCCCCAGUACACCUACAACAACUGGUCCCCUCCGGUCCAGAGCAACGAGACCUCCAACGGAUAUUUCCUGGAGCGUUCGCACAGUGCACGUAUGACCCUGGCCAAGGCCUGUGAACUCUGUCCCGAAGAGCUCAAGUGUACUCAGGGAAGCCCAGGGAAGGAGCCCGACGAAACGGAAGCGCCCGACGAUCAAGACUCCUCCCCGCCCGAGGACACGUCCCUGUACCCGCACUCUCCUGGAACCGCCCAGUUUCAGCAGAACAACCACCCCCAUGGGCAGCCGUACACCGGGCCUGCUGCUCAGCACAUGAACAACCCCCAGCGUCCCGGUCCUGCCUCGGCCCCGACUCCCGGCCCGACCCAGACCCCCACCCCAGGCCCUGGUCCCACUCCCGGCCCAGGCCCGCGAGCACAAGAGAACUGGGAGAGCACCGAGGAGGUCGCCGCCCCCGCCCCCGCCCCCGCCUCCACCUCCUCCACCACCACCUCUACCACCACCACCACCACCUCCUCCACCACCCCAGCACCUGCCCCGCCUAAGGAGUAACAUCCCCUCCCCUCCCCUCUGCUGUGCCUCGAGCCUCCAUCGUCCCGCUCUCCUUCCUCUCAUCGUUCGGUCAGCAGAGCUCCUCGACCGGGGGCCUCUCUCUCUUUCUCUCUGUGUGGCCCCAGGGCAGGGCAGAGCCAGGGCCUCCCACCCCCCCACCCCCACUCCAGGCCACGGCCUCUCUCUGCCGUCGAGCCUGAGGGAGGCGCUCUUCCCUGGCCUGGGGCUGCCUGGCCUCGUGACAGGGGCCUGCUGGUGGCUGCAGAGGCGAGGGAAGUGGACAAAGAGUUCUAAUAAAGAAAAACAAAUUUAGUCCGAGCUGACGAUGCUGAUGCGCUUGUCUACACGACGAAAAAAGGUGUACAUAGUAUCUUAAUGUUUUUGACUGUUCAGGUCCCCCAGUAGCAUAACUCUGUGUGGUUUGCUGUUGGGAGAUUGUUGCAGAUAGUAUGAAAAACAAAAAUGGAUAUUAUAAAUAAGAGGGGGAAAAAAAGCCCCCCCCCCCCAAAAAAAAAAAACACAACAAAACUGUAAGAAGACAACAACUCCUCUUUGUUUUAUCACCCAUGCUCGGCAGUAAAGUUUGUUCCACCAUCGGAAGGUUACUGGUCAUUCAACUGUAGAAAGACGCAUUGUUAUUAUCAUAAUUAAUAUUAUUAUUCUUAAGCUCCUCGGCGACUUCAUGACCCCAAUGCCAGAUCAACUCACGAGCCGUGGUUGGUUUUAUUUGUGAGAUGUGGAAUGGUUGGGUGGACUUCUACGGUGUUUGGUUGAUGUGAAAACGCAGUGAUGCAACAUUGUUCUGAAACUCAUUGCCUUUCUUUUUCUUUGAUUUCUUUUUUUCUUUUCUUCUUUUGUUUUUGUUUUGUUCUGGUAAUUAAUUCAACCCUUUUUCGAAGCUCUAGUUAAUAUGCUGUAACAUUUAGCAUGGCUUCUCACCAGAAUAGUGUAGCCCAAGGGAAGACUUGUGAUCAUAACAACUUAAAGCUGUUCUUAAUCCAACAUCUCCAGAGGGGUGUUACCCUUAGGUUUUUGUUUUUUUUAAUUAUUAUUUUCUACUCAUCAUCUACCCCUAUCUACAAUGAGGGCGAUAUUUUUGAACCAAUGUAUGAAUAAGUGGCUUUUUUUCAAUUGCUCAUCAUAAUCCUACGACUUUACAUUCGGCAGCCAGUGUUGAUGGGAUUAGACAGCUUUAGCUUUUCAUCUAUAGGAAAUUCAGAUAAAAUGAAAACACAUAUGCAACAGAAAUCGCGGCACUGGGCUACUCUGGUGUGUAAAAAUAGACUGUGUGGUUUGCUUCUGUCUCUUCAAUAGAGCCUAGUUGUAGACGAGACCCGUUUGGCUCCCCGUCAGCUUCCUCUCUGCCCAUGGAGCCGGUCAGGUUUUUGCCCGUCUGGCUGCGGUUCGGGAUGAAGCAACCGAUCCUGAGCGGCAGCGAGACCCUCGUCCCUCUCGCUCCAUGGACACGAGGCUCCGCGGCAGGGUCGCACCGUGAGAAUAGCAGCUGGUUAGUCACGUUGCAACUUGAGCUAACUUGUAAUUCUGUAGGAGUAAAAGGUAAAACAUCAGUAAAUACUGUAUUUAAUUGGUAACUUGAAUGCGUGUAUUUUUGAAAUUUUCUUUUUCUUUUUUUUUUUCUUUUCUUUUUUGUCUAAAACAUACCAAAUACUCCUGCAAAUGAAAAUAUUCUGCCCACCGUAUUAUAUUUAAAUAUUUUGCUCUUAUUUUAUAGAAUUUAUUUUGUUGUAUUUCACUAAAAAAAAUAGAAUUUGAUUUAAGAGGAACAUUUUUGUCCUUGUGUUAUUUUUAAAGAAGAUAUUUGACUGUACAGAGUUCUGCGCCCUGUUUUUUGCCGACUUUUGUUUUGGCCAUGGUGUGACGUUGAAUUCUGGAGCUACAGUCGCGAUGUGGACUUUCACUUUGUGAGGUUUUUUGUGCACAGAAAUAUAACAAAAAAAAAAAAGCAUUGCGCCCUUAGCAAAUAAAGAACAUGGAAUCUUG